AGGCAUAUUCUGUGUAUGACAGAGAAGUAGGCUACUGCCAGGGGAGCCCCUUCAUCACUGGCCUAUUAUUGAUGCAGAAAAUGCCGGAAGAAGAUGCGUUCUGUGUGUUUGUGCGGCUGAUGUACGACUACAAGAUGAGGGACCUUUUCAAGCCAAGUAUGGCUGACCUUGGCCUCAGCUUCUUCCAGCUGGAGAGACUGGUGGAGGAACUAUAUCCAGCCCUUUACGCCCACUUCCAGACUAUGGAGUUCAUGACGUCCAUGUAUGCCAGUCCGUGGUUCCUAACCAUGUUUGCCUCCGUCCUCUCCCUCAACGUUGUCUUCAGAAUAAUGGACGUCUUCCUCAUGGAGGGUAGAGAUGUUGUGUUCAAGGUCGGUCUGGCUCUACUGGAACAUAGUCAAGAGCAACUUCUUCAACUGGACAUGGAGGAAAUGCUCAAGCACUUCCAGAAGGAGAUGAAGAGUAUUCACGAGAGGGAUCCGGACAAGCUGGUUAAGAAAGCCCAGCGCAUCAAACUCAACCCACGCAAGAUGAAAAAGACUGGAGAAAGACUACCAGGUGAGGAGAGAGAGACAAGCAAUGGAGAACAUGGAGCUACUGAGACUGCAGCAGUCUAAUAUUGAUCUACAGAAGUCUGUCAAGACACUGGAAAAGGAGUGCGGUUCACUGGCAGGCAAGCUGAUCCAGGGCCAAGUCUCACGGGCCCAGGAAGCAGAAGAGAUGUUCAUUCUCAAGAAGGAGUUGGCAAAGACACGGAGAAAACUGUCCGAGUUGGAGGAGAGACAGUCGCAGAAGGAGUCCACAGAGUCAAACGAGUCGCUUCACGAGGAGAGCCCGAAGAUAGUGAACGGAGGAGGGAGGGGGGACGAUGGCGGGGAGGACAGGGAGGAGGGGGAGGGGUUUGUUUUGGAUUGCGGCCCCGAGAUAAUGGUUCUGGAGGACGAGGAGGCAGCAGCGAGGCUGCAGGUCGUGACCCCUGACCACGUCACACGGGAAGAGGCACAGCAAGUGUUGAGGAAAUUGGGAGUCCAGUCCCCAGUCUCACCUGUCGAAUCUCUCCCUCCCGUCGUCGAGGGUGACGACAGUUGCCGUGGAAACACAAACAGAAGUAACCAUAACGGCGAGAAAAACACCCACUUCUCUGAGGGCAGCAGAAUUAACCCUGUCACCACUAACAGUCACCCUGUGGGGGGAGGACUUGCUCAGCCCCUAUCAUCAUCGGACGCCAAUCUCGUAGUAGCAGGAGUAGAACGGAGACGAAGGCGGUUAAACUCCGCCCACGACUCUGCGGCCGUGGCAGCGGAGUUACGGAGGACCCGGGCACAGGUGGAGGAGACGAUGGGAGAGCUGGCGAGGGUUAAACUGGAAUUAGCCGAGGCCUCGGCGCACAUGGAGCAGAAGAAGAUGGAGGCGAGACAGGCUCUGUUGAGAGAGGCACAGGCUGUGCGUGAGGCAGACUCUGCCAGGAACUAUGUUGCAGUUCUUGAGCAGAGGUUGUCAGAGAGCCAGAUGGAGAAGCUGUCGUGCCCUCACUGUAGCAAGAAGCUCGGCGAGAGUAGAACCAGUGACGACGGCAACCCCUCCUCCUCCUCUUCCUCCGAUGUUCUCUUUGCCCACCUGCGAGCCAUGUGGAACUCCCAGGUCGCCACGCCUCCAGGCAGCGGGUCACCGAGCAGGACACCUCGCUUCGGGACCUACCUGGACGUGACACGUGCAGUCUCUCACAGCCUCCACAUCCAGUGACGCGUGCUGUGUUGUAGUAAUUAAUGUGAGAGUCCAGGACGGCAUGGCUUGUAUUCCGAUUUUCUUCAUCGCUCAAAUUUCACUCCUCAAGAAAAAAUCAUAUUCAUGUGCUGGCUGUACAUAAAUAUUUUGUCAUACAUGAUCAUAACAAUUAUCUAUUAUACUGUCAUAAUUCAGUUAAAAAGAGAAUGUGUAUUAUAAUUAUGCCGAAACCAUAAUAUAUUAUACAUUAUAUAGCCCUAUAGUGUCUCAAUAUGGGGCACUUCAACUGCAUUCUACCAACUCACAUUCAAAACAAUAAGGGGAUUUUGGUGCAUAUAUACACAUGAUAGCAAUGUGUACAUGAGAUGUGCAUGUGCUAUUUAUAGAUACAUGCAAAACAAAAUGCCCGCUGGCCACUCUGGAGUGACCUAAAGAAAGCCUUGAGAUGAGGCUAUGGUCUCUCUCAGAAUCCCCUCCCAGUCUCCUCCCUUGUCCAGGAGCAGUUUUCUCUCCUUCUUGCCCGCCAGCUCCGUCACCCAGGCAGCAGGUGGGACAGGGACGCUUACUAGCGACAGAGUCUCGGGAAAUUUUGCAGGGCUCGCUGUCGAAAACACGACCACAACUUUACAUCUCUCGGCGGGUGGUCCCGUCUCCCCCCCUAUCCCUACGUCACCAUUUUGACUGGUCGAAGUUGCAUAUUCUGCGGCUGGUUUCCACGCCACAGCGGUGUGGGGACACACGGCAUAUCCAAACUCCCUCCACACGCUCUUCAUGGUCUCCAGACAUUGCUCCUUGUUCACACUCGCAGUGAGAAAGUGACGGAAGCUGUCGCAGAUUUUCCCCGGUAGAACGCUCUUUUGAGUCUGCUCGAAAUCCUCCAUCACUCUUUUCAAUGCCGCCGCGUCACCGUUCAGAGCAAAGUAGAAGACACGCUCGAUGUUGUGCGGGAGGUUGGAGUCAAGUGAAGGAGCGUGGGUUGGGAUCUGAGCCCUGGCUAUAGAGAAAUCUCCGAGAGUGAACGCGCGGUGAACGACAUCGUUUUCGUUGACGGCCGACAGGAUUUUUAUAGGGACACCCAUUUCGGCAGCCAUAACACCACCGGCUGCGUUCCCCACCCCACCCGUUGGUACUGAC
Geodia barretti is the source of this 2859-nucleotide messenger RNA. Lineage: Eukaryota; Metazoa; Porifera; Demospongiae; Tetractinellida; Geodiidae. The record is from the annotation of a GenBank genome assembly.